Molecule: messenger RNA, 1806 nt
Organism: Cokeromyces recurvatus
Lineage: Eukaryota; Fungi; Mucoromycota; Mucoromycetes; Mucorales; Mucoraceae
Exons: 6
Coding region: 27-1730 (567 amino acids)
Biological process (GO): Mo-molybdopterin cofactor biosynthetic process
Molecular function (GO): metal ion binding; 4 iron, 4 sulfur cluster binding; cyclic pyranopterin monophosphate synthase activity
Source: RefSeq, a predicted model, not a curated record
UUUUUUUUUUUUUUCAUUUUUCAGCAAUGUUUGCAAGAAGAAUCGUAACUUACAUUAAUCCCAAGCCAGGCAUUUAUCGCUUCUAUAGCUCACAAGCGGCAGCCUUAAGAAUUCAACCAGAAAUACCAAACAACAAUGCUGAUUCUCAAGAAAAGAAGCCAAUUGUUACCAAGUACUUGAUAGAUAAUUAUAAUCGACAGCAUAAUUAUCUACGUAUUUCUUUAACAGAACGUUGCAAUUUAAGGUGCACAUAUUGUAUGCCAGAAGAGGGUAUUCAAUUAACACCAGAAUCACAGCUUUUGAAAAAGGAAGAAAUUUUACAUUUAGCAAAGCUUUUCGUUAGUCAGGGCGUAACAAAGAUUCGUUUAACAGGUGGAGAACCCACGGUACGACCUGAUAUUAUUGAACUCGUUCAAAAACUGGGUCAAUUAAAGCAAGUUGGACUCCAGAGUUUAGCAAUGACUUCAAAUGGGAUUGCUCUGAAACGUAAAUUGCCUGCUUUAGCAGAAGGUGGAUUAGAUACUUUGAAUGUUAGCUUAGAUACGUUGGACCCUCACUUGUUUGAAAUUAUGACACGACGAAAAGGCUUUGAAAAAGUGGUGGGUGCGAUUGAUGAAGCCAUUAGAUUAAAUAUUCCUCGUGUAAAGAUCAAUACAGUAGUGAUGCGUGGGGUGAAUGAUCAAGAGGUACUGAAAUUUGCUGCCUACACAAAAGAUCAUCCUGUAGAUGUACGAUUUAUUGAAUACAUGCCAUUUGAUGGAAACAAAUGGAAGAGUGAUAAACUUGUUCCCUACAAGGAGUUGAUUCAUAAGAUAGAAUCUAUCUAUGGUCGAAUGAACAAAGUAGGUGAUGCUUUAAACGAUACAACAAAGCAUUAUCAAAUACCUGGAUAUAAAGGAAAAUUAGGAUUUAUUACAUCAAUGACAGAUCAUUUUUGCGGUACAUGUAAUAGAUUGCGUAUAACAGCAAAUGGAAGUAUUAAGGUAUGCUUGUUUGGUAAUGCAGAAGUAUCAUUACGCGAUAUGAUACGGGAAGGAAAGAGCGAUGAAGAGUUAUUAGAAAUAAUUGGAGCAGCAGUAAAGAAAAAGAAGAAACAACAUGCUGUUGUUCAUCCCUUUGGUUUGCCUUUUAGUGGGAAUAGAAGAAUACCAGCCUUCAUGAUCCCUUCAACUACAUUGAGUCAAAGUAUACGCUACUAUUCAACAAAAGCCAAUGAUGAUGAUGAUGGUGAUAAACCAAGAUUAACACAUACGGAUCCAACUACAGGAGAAGCUCGUAUGGUAUCUGUAACAGAUAAAGCGCCUACAAAGCGAGAAGCUAAGGCAGUAGGCCGUAUCAUUUUGCCUCAGCAAGCCUAUGAUCUGCUGAAAUCGAAUCAAGUGCAUACCUUGAAAGGAAAUGUAUUGACGGUAGCACAAAUAGCUGGUAUUCAAGCAGCCAAGACGACCUCUCAUCUUAUUCCUCUUUGUCAUCCACUUUUGUUAGGUUUAAUUGAUGUCCGACUUUGGCUUGAUGAUGACAAGCAAAGUGUUGAAUGUGAGUCGACAGUACAGACAUCCGGGAAGACAGGUGUUGAAAUGGAAGCCUUAACAGCAACAAGUGUGGCUCUAUUGACUGUCUAUGACAUGUGUAAAGCAGCUUCAAAGGAUAUGAUUAUUGAAGGCGUUCGUGUCAUUGAAAAGAAAGGGGGUAAAAGUGGACAUUGGAAAUCAUCAACUUAUAAAAUAUAAGCAUUUUGCCCUCUUCCCUCCUCCCUUCUUUAUUUUAUUUUAUUUUAUUUUAUUUUAUUUUAUUUUAUUUUAUUUU